Megalops cyprinoides (Indo-Pacific tarpon) is the source of this 3269-nucleotide messenger RNA. RefSeq names its product mitoferrin-2-like. The record is from RefSeq and is a predicted model, not a curated record. NCBI's taxonomy places the organism in Eukaryota, Metazoa, Chordata, Actinopteri, Elopiformes, Megalopidae. Gene Ontology annotation, biological process: iron import into the mitochondrion. Gene Ontology annotation, molecular function: ferrous iron transmembrane transporter activity. Gene Ontology annotation, cellular component: mitochondrial membrane. The transcript is spliced from 4 exons. The coding region runs from base 168 to 1328 and encodes 386 amino acids.
UUUGCCUCCCUACCCUGCUGGAUCUUGGUGGCGGGAGGGCGAAACGUCCUGCGGGGGAAACGUCUGGGGCGGGUUGUGAAAUCGAAGAAGAAGCACAGACACAGCUCCCUCUUUUAAAAGGGACAGCUUUAAGUAAGCUAACGAGAGACUCUGAGUGUGAUUUCUGAAUGGAAGCGGACGGUUUUAUGAGCAGACGACUGAUGUCGGCGGAGACCACCGGCGGGAACACCGGGGUCGCGGGAGCUUCGGCAGGGGCAGAGAUCCGAUGGAUUGGCGGGAGGAUCUGGGGCGUUUCGGAGGGGAUUGUUGGAAGUUUGUCGCCGAGGAUUGGAGUGGAGUCAGAACUUCAGACAGGUCAACCGCGCUCCCCACCUGAGCCGGCAGGAACUCCCGAGCCAGACUAUGAGUGUCUCCCGCAGGGGGCAUCCACUAGCACCCACAUGUUGGCAGGAGCGGUUGCUGGAGUCAUGGAGCAUUGCUUGAUGUAUCCUAUUGACUGCGUCAAGACGCGCAUGCAGAGCCUGCAGCCAGAUCCGGCCGCCCGCUAUCGCAACGUGAUGGACGCGCUGUGGCGCAUCGUGAGGACCGAGGGCGUCUGGAGGCCCAUGCGGGGGCUCAACGUCAUGGCAACGGGGGCGGGGCCAGCCCACGCCCUCUACUUCGCCUGCUAUGAGAAGCUGAAGAAGACACUGGGCGAUGCCAUCCACCCGGGGGCCAACAGCCACCUGGCAAACGGAGCUGCCGGGUGUGUCGCCACUCUGCUUCACGAUGCUGCCAUGAACCCCGCAGAAGUGGUGAAACAGAGGAUGCAGAUGUACAACUCCCCAUACCGCAGCGUUUUAGACUGUAUUGCUGCCGUUUGGCAGAAAGAAGGCGCCGGUGCGUUCUACCGCAGCUACACCACCCAGCUCACCAUGAACGUGCCCUUCCAGGCCCUGCACUUCAUGACCUACGAGUACCUGCAGGAGGCGCUAAACCCGCACAGACAGUACAACCCCUCCUCGCACGUGGUGUCGGGUGCGCUGGCGGGGGCGCUGGCGGCGGCAGCCACCACGCCGCUGGACGUCUGCAAGACGCUCCUCAACACGCAGGAGUCGCUGGCGCUGCGGUCGGUGAGCCAGAGCGGCCGCAUCUCCGGGCUGGCCCACGCCUUUCGGACGGUCUACAGGCUGGGCGGCCUGCCCGCCUUCUUCAAGGGCGUGCAGGCCCGCGUCAUCUACCAGAUGCCCUCUACCGCCAUCAGCUGGUCCGUCUACGAGUUCUUCAAGUACAUCAUCACCAAGCACCAGCACGGCAACAGGAGGCGGGACCGGGACGGGGAGAAGUAGCCAGGAUCCAUCCCCAUCCCCCCCAAGCCCCAUUUUCCUAACUAAUGUAAUGUAGGGAGGAGACAGCAACCACCCCCCCACCCCCCCCAACAGGACUUAACAGAAAAUCGAUGAAGCGCACAUUAGAAGCCAGAAAGCUCUCUCUCUACGCUGUACCUCUCUACCAAGAAGAAAGUUAAUGAGAGUAACAGUGUUCCACGCACAACCAAGCAGAUGCGGGCAUGACAUGACACAGAAGCAGUCACGCACAAUGUAGAAAGUACAGAAUCAAAGGCACUUAAUGCUUUCCAUUCAGGAUUUUACUUCUGAGUGCAUUUCCUAUAUGGCCCACCAGGGGGCACUACAAUUCUAUCAAAAAAACGCUCCGAAAGAAACACUAUUUCAAGGUUGUAAUGCAGCAAUAAGUUGUCAGAGGAUACAGUUGAGCAUUAAAAUGUGAAGAUCCUAAGUCACUUAAUGUGCUCUGAUUACCCGUUCAAAGGCUUGUGAGAGAGGUACAUUAUUCUGGGGCCUUGUGUCUGUACUCUAAAUCAGGAAUUGUAUUAAAAGUGUAAGAUAAAUGCAAAGAAGCUGACAGUGUAAAAAAAUGCCAUUUUAUGUAAUAAUUAGAUGACCAUACAUAUUUUAAUUUAUUAGAGCUAUUUUUCCUGUAUUUGAACUAAAGUCAAUUACAAUAUCCCACAAUUUUCCCAUUAUAAGACAACAGACACCCUACUGACAGAUUACAGACAUUUAAACAACAACACAAAACUGCCUUGACAAUGUCAGAUUUUCAUCUGCAGAGACUGUAAACACAGCAGGAUGUUCCUUUGCUGAAGAGCUGAAAUGUACCAGAAGGCAGUCUUUGGUCAAGCAGGGCAGGCCUGGGUGUGUGUAACUGAAUACAGGGCUGCCUUAUGGAACAGAGUUUGAUGAGAGUCUACAGCAAGGCGCUGUCUAUAUACAGACAAAAUUCAAGCCAUAUACCGGUGCCGCUGCUGACGUAGCGUAGCGUCCAUCAAGACAAAAGCACUGUUUGCAGAGAAACAUCUUUGUGUUUUUCUGGCACCGUAAUGCUUCAGACAUGGGGUCACAUCCACAGUGUUUGCUGAAGGGAGACUUGGUGCGGGCCUUGUGGACCUUGCUUUCCCAGAAGGCUCCUGCCUUGUUACGAGCAUGCCCAGGUGUCAAAAACAAGUGUCAUGUUUGAUAGCAGUGUGUGUUAGCUGUUGAACAUGACCCAAGAUGACCCAGCUGUGGUUUGUCAAGUGGUUGUUGGAGGUAUAGCCAUGUAGAUGUGGUCAGGUAGCUUAAUGAAACUGCAUUUUCUGAACGGUUUUAAACUCUUCUUAUAUGAUGGCUGUUAGAUAAUGAAAUCCUUUGACUAAACUGAUUUUGUUUUUUAGAACACGUCAGCCCAUGUAUACGCUUUAACUUUAUUCUGGCCUUGCCUCGCCACUCAACCACUUAAUAUACCAGUAGUUCAACAUGGAUAAAAUUUACUCUCAGACUAGAAACCAAAGAGUGAAGGAUAGCCACUUAUGCAGGUGUGAACGGUCCUCAGUUUCCAGAUUUAAAAUGCCUUUUACCUGUUUGCUGUCAUUAGACAAAAAUUCUGAAGAUGACCUCUCUUACAGUGCUGCGGUAUUUGCUUGCCAGGUAACCAUCAUGGUUAAUCUGCCAAAUCACCAAUAGGAUAGUUGUAGGGGUUUUUAGUGCGGAACGUGGCCAUUAGAGCCAAAACUGUUACUGAACCUGAACAAUGGAAUACAUGGUUUGUGUUUGGCAGGCCGAAACCAAUUUUUAUUUUAUUUAUUUAUAUUUUUUAACCAACUGUGAAUGGAAUCAAUCCCCAUCGGUAAUCUCUCUCACGGCCCUGUAAACGUCCGUCUGACUCUGAUGACAAUAAAAACACUGGGAGUGGUAGUUUUCUGAAAGCUGCCUGCCCGAGCUGGAACCACA